Molecule: messenger RNA, 1042 nt
Organism: Colletotrichum acutatum
Lineage: Eukaryota; Fungi; Ascomycota; Sordariomycetes; Glomerellales; Glomerellaceae
Exons: 4
Coding region: 159-926 (255 amino acids)
Source: RefSeq, a predicted model, not a curated record
CGAUCUCAGGGCCGCAUGAUAAACAUGGCCAUGCCGUUGCUUGCUCCCCAGUUCUUAAUUUCUUCUUUCUCCUCGUCCCCCGUCACCUUGUUCCCUGCCUGCGGUCAACAGCUCCGUAUUCAUGUCUGGCCUGCUGGGUCAACAUCCAAAGGGGUGAUAUGGCCAUUCAGCUGCCUCAAGAAGAGCUGGGCACAGCUAUAGGAGUACUCUCUUACUCCUUGUUCUGCCUAGCAUGCAGUGUUCUCAUGGCAUGGCUGGUGUAUGCCCAUCGUGAAGGUCUUAGCUAUGUCGCCCUAGUAUCAUACUUCACUGGUUUGUCGACGGCUGCUUCUGUAGCCCAGCAGAUUCACACAAUUGUACGAUGGAGAGACAUCAAGCUUGCACAAUUCAAGCAUUCAAACGCCAACGUCGGCAAUCCUGAGCUUGCCAUCGCCGGCCAGUCAACUGGCUUGGACCUAGUGCUUUUCUAUAUCCAAUUUUACAGCUACAAUGUUGAGGCAGCCCUGACUUUCUUUUGGGCUGUCGCUCUCACGCAAUCGAUCUUCCAAUUGGAACCUGUAAGAUCCACACGCAAACGAGUCAAUUACGUCGCAAAAGCUAUUGCUAUCUUGCUACCCGCAAUUUUGAUGGGGAUCCUACGACUCGAGGCUGUUCAGAAGCAGACAGUGCCCUUUCUAGUGUUGGCUGAUGGUAUCAUGGGUUUCUGUCUGAGUGGCAGCGGAGUUCUCCUCAUUGUCAUAUUGGUCAAAUACAUCCACACCCGCCGAAACCUUCUUUCUUGGAACGUUCGAUAUGGUCAACGCUCCAACAGCACGAAAAGCAGCGACACGCUCGUCUUCGACAGCGGAAGCGAAACACGCCGCCGAAGUAUCUAUGAUCGAUGGCUUGUUGUGCGAUUCAGCAUAGCCUUCGUUGCGUUAGCGUGAGUACAGCCUCAAAUGGGGACUUUCCCCCAAGCCUCAAAGUCUGUAGUAUGGGCCAACGAAGCUAACCGGGUGGUUUUUCGUUCUUCUUCGAAAAGCAUCUUUCAGGUGGUGACCAU